Messenger RNA from Erinaceus europaeus (western European hedgehog), 3681 nucleotides. It is a transcript of the gene FOSB, whose product is annotated as FosB proto-oncogene, AP-1 transcription factor subunit. The record is from RefSeq and is a predicted model, not a curated record. The coding region runs from base 225 to 1244 and encodes 339 amino acids. The transcript has 4 exons. Gene Ontology annotation, biological process: regulation of transcription by RNA polymerase II. Gene Ontology annotation, cellular component: nucleus. Lineage: Eukaryota; Metazoa; Chordata; Mammalia; Eulipotyphla; Erinaceidae. Gene Ontology annotation, molecular function: RNA polymerase II cis-regulatory region sequence-specific DNA binding; DNA-binding transcription factor activity, RNA polymerase II-specific.
CAGCGACAUCUCGGUGGGACCUGUGCACCACAGAGGAAUUGCAUAGAAACUUUGCUGUUGUUGGAGCGGGACGCUUCCCCCUCCCCAAACUGCUCCGGACAGCGCACUUUGGGGACGCUUCUUGGCUCAUCCCGGACUCGCAUCUUUCUUCCCCCCACCCGGCCAUAGCCUUGGCUUCCCGGCGACCUCAGCGUGGUCACAGGGGCCCCCCUGUGCCCAGGGAAAUGUUUCAGGCUUUUCCCGGAGACUACGACUCCGGCUCCCGGUGCAGCUCUUCACCUUCUGCCGAGUCUCAGUAUCUGUCCUCGGUGGACUCCUUCGGCAGUCCACCCACCGCCGCCUCCUCCCAGGAGUGCGCCGGCCUCGGGGAAAUGCCCGGUUCCUUCGUGCCCACCGUCACUGCCAUCACAACCAGCCAGGACCUCCAGUGGCUCGUGCAACCCACCCUCAUCUCUUCCAUGGCCCAGUCCCAGGGGCAGCCACUGAGCUCCCAGCCCCCAGCUGUGGACCCCUACGACAUGCCAGGCACCAGUUACUCCACUCCAGGCAUGAGUGGCUACAGCAGUGGUGGAGCCAGUGGCAGCGGUGGGCCUUCCACUAGUGGGACCACCAGUGGGCCUGGGCCCAUCCGCCCCACCCGAGCCCGGCCUCGAAGACCCCGAGAGGAGACGCUGACUCCAGAGGAAGAGGAGAAGAGACGGGUUCGGAGAGAACGAAACAAACUGGCAGCAGCUAAGUGCCGGAACCGUCGGAGGGAGCUGACAGACCGACUCCAGGCGGAGACAGAUCAGCUGGAGGAAGAAAAGGCUGAACUGGAGUCGGAGAUUGCCGAGCUCCAAAAGGAGAAGGAGCGCCUGGAGUUUGUGCUGGUGGCCCACAAACCGGGCUGCAAGAUCCCAUACGAAGAGGGGCCCCCGGGGCCGGGCCCUCUGGCGGAGGUGAGAGAUUUGCCGGGGUCAGCAUCCGCUAAGGAAGAUGGUUUCAGCUGGCUGCUGCCGCCCCCACCACCACCGCCCCUGCCCUUCCAGACCAGCCAAGACGCACCCCCCAACCUGACAGCUUCUCUCUUUACACACAGUGAAGUUCAAGUCCUCGGCGACCCCUUCCCCGUUGUUAACCCUUCGUACACUUCCUCGUUUGUCCUCACCUGCCCGGAGGUCUCCGUGUUCACCGGCGCCCAGCGCUCCAGCGGCAGUGACCAGCCUUCCGACCCCCUGAACUCGCCCUCCCUCCUUGCUCUGUGAACUCUUUUGACACAUACUAACCAAACAAACCCCAAAAGGGAGAGCAUUUUGGAAGAGGAGGAGGAAGAGGAGGAGGAAGAGGAGAGAGGGGAACGAGACAGCAGGCCUGGGGCCUCCCCGGCCCUCCUUCCUUCCGACCCUCUGUCACCACUGCCAUUCCACGGAGAGACCGACCUCCUUGGGAGGGUUUGCACCACCCCCCUUGUUUGCCCAUCGCGGCCAGAGAACUGGUGACUUUUGGGACAGGGGGUGGGGAGGGGACGGGCACCCCGGUGGCCUCUAUCCAGCCUCUGGGGAUGGGUGGGCAUGUGGGAGGCUGGAGGGAAAGAAAGGGGUGUUGGCGGUGGGUUGUGGGGGUGGACCAGACUCCUCUUUAGAGAGGCCCAACAAGGAAAUGCCACAGCACCCCUUCCCCCGUGCCCCCCCAAAAAGUCUCCCAUGCCCAUCCAUGGGGAUGCUGGUUCUCCUGGCUCCCUGCCCCAACCUUAGCCGAUUUCUCCCACAUUUAUUCUGUGGGGUUAAAGCCUCUUCUGAAUUGAGCCCCCCAUCCCACCUCAGAGGCAACUUGUUCCCCUCUGAUAACCUCCCCUCUCUUCCCCUGCCCCAAUCCCCCCAGAUUUAAUCUGAAAUGUGAACCUCCCUGACUCUUCAGCCACUCCCUCCCAGCAAAACCUGCUCUGAUUUCAGUUUCUGACUCCUAAAUGCCCCCUCCCCCAGCCCCAAGUUCUGCUCCCCAGCUCUCCUGUCUGAAUUCAGUAUUAUUCCUCUCCCCACCCCUCCUGGCCUUCCUUGUUGGGCAGCUCUGAUCGAGGCAGCAGGGGGUGCUGGGAUGCUUGUCCUGCUGGAGUGCUUUAUAUACUGUGAAAUUGUGAGUUGGCCUGAUUGUGGGGUAGAGCCGGGUGGGAGCCCCCCUCCCGCCUUCCCGCCUUCCCAAAAGGAUCUCUCUCCCUCCACUCCCCAAAGCCUUUUUACCAGAGCACUGCUCAGCUCUGGCUUAUGGUGGUGCAGGGGAUUGAACCUGGGACUUUGGAGCCUCAGGCAUGAGAGUCUCUUUGCAUAACCAUUAUGCUAUCUACCCCUGCCCACUUUUUUUGGCCUCCCUCUCCUCACCCCCAAAGAGGUCCCCCCUUCUCCCCGUAACAGUGAGUCAAGACUCCAGGGGAUGACAGAAUGAAGAGGGGGUAACUCCUCAUGCAAACUGCCUGGCCUCGCUCCUCAGCACCCCUAUGCCCAGGGCCUUUUGUUUUCAAGGCCUGUCACCCUACCCACCCACCCCCAGCCUAGGACGCCGACUUCUCCCCCCCCCCCCCAUACCCUCUGCAUCCUUUUUAGAAAAGGAGCCAGGGCAGGAUGCCAACACCCUCACCAUGUCCCUGGAGAAGAUGUAAAGGCUGAGGCUUUGGCCCCCCUUUUUUUGUUUGUUUGUUUGUUUGUUUGUUUGUUUGUUUUAACUGGCAAACUCAAAGGGGCUGGGCUUCUCCCACCCCCAUGUCCCAGACCCCCAAAAUCUUGGUUUUGGCUCCUCUCCCAUCAUCUCCUUUUCCUUGUGCUUCAUUCACCUCAUGAGAAUUUUAUCCUGAAGCAAAUUGAUAUAUAUAUAUAGUUUUGGUUUUUUUUCACAUAGGGUGGAACUCCACCUCUCCACCCCUGUCUCCCCUUCUGCAUGGAUGACAUUCCAAAGUGCCCCAUCCUGAAACUCAGACCCUUUCGUAUAGCUAUUUAUCCCUUUCCUGGUUUUCCGAAAGGCACUUAUAUCUAUUAUGUAUAGAUAAAUAUAUUAUAUAUGGGUGUGUGUAUGUGUGUGUGUGUUGAAUGUGUGAAUGCUUCUGCAACCUCGGCCUCAGACACGCAGGCCCUUCAAAAAAAUACAACAAAAACAAACAAAAAAUGAGCCAGUGCAUUGGAAACUCUGAGUUGGCCUGUCUUGGGCUGUCUUCUUUCCCCGACUCCAUUUUUCUUAUGGUCUCAGCCCUUCCAGUUGUCCCUUUCCCCACAGUUUAUUCCUCUCUCUCUCUCUCUGUCUUGCCCAUGGCCUGUCUUCUUGGACCUUUUUCCUCUGUCUCCUGAUCCCCUCCUAUCCUUCUCGUUGUCUUCUGACUCUGGGUAUGCCUGGGACAUGAAGUUUUAUGUUUGUGUGGAAGCCUAAUGGAUCAUAGCCUUGCACAAUCUGUAUUUUUUGAGACUUAUGGGUGCGAGUGUGAGACUGUAAGCAGGGCCUGCCCCACUCCACCCCUGAUGAUCAUACUUUAUGGGGCCCCCUUCCUACCCCCAGCCUCCGCCCCCUUAUCUCAUGCUGUAUUUGUGAUUUUCUUUUUUUUUCUGUAUUUUGCACCUAACCCUGGGGGGAGGGAGGCUGGGGCUGACUGGCACUGGGCCCACUAACCCCCACCCCCCAAUGGUUCUGCACUGUCGCCAAUAAAAAGCUCUUUAAAAAGCA